AUGUCUCUCUUGCGCUCUUGUCAGCGGGCUGUACAGCGGCCAACCCUGGCUAGGGCGACCGUCGCUGCUGCCAGGACGUAUGCUACCGACUCCAAUAUCCCUCAGGCGGCGGAACAGAAGCAGGACUCCGAGAUCGCUGAAGCCCCUCCGCGAGAUGUUGUCACUGCAGACCUCGUCAGCGGCGCGCCCAAGGAGCUGCGCCAUCGCGCGGUAAGGAUCUUCCAGCCCACCCGUAGCACCACCCAGAGCGGACCCGGCAAGUCCAACCGUUGGCGGAUUGAUUGGGACAUUCUCCCCGGUGGAGGUCGUUGGGAGAACCCCCUCAUGGGAUGGGCUAGCUCCGCGGAUUACAUGCAAGGCACUCGCUUGUCCUUCAAGACGAAGGAGGACGCCAUUCACUUUGCGGAGAAGCAGGGUUGGGACUACUACAUCGGCCCUACUGAGAUCAACCGCAUUCCUCCCAAGAACUACUCGGAGAACUUCUUGUACAAGCCUAGCCAGCUCCGUAUUAUCCGCACGAAGUAG
This is a messenger RNA of Trametes versicolor FP-101664 SS1, 525 nucleotides long. RefSeq lists its product as uncharacterized. The transcript is spliced from 5 exons. The coding region runs from base 1 to 525 and encodes 174 amino acids. NCBI's taxonomy places the organism in Eukaryota, Fungi, Basidiomycota, Agaricomycetes, Polyporales, Polyporaceae. The record is from RefSeq and is a predicted model, not a curated record. Gene Ontology annotation, biological process: electron transport chain.